AUGAUAGACUGCAUCAGUAACAUCAUGUUUUACACAAUGUCAUCAUGCUGCCAACAGUUUCUGGGUCUGACCCUGAUGGUUUUAAUUACACGAUCAACAGUGAGCUGCCCAGCUCGAUGUGAAUGUGCAGCUCAAAUUAGAUCAGUGGUGUGCCACAGAAAGCGACUGACAGCUAUUCCAGACGGCAUUCCCACAGAAACGAAAAUACUUGACCUGAGCAAAAAUAGACUGAGGUGCAUCAACUCAGGGGACUUGGCAGCAUUUCCUCUCUUGGAAGAGAUUGACCUGAGUGAGAAUAUCAUCACAAACGUCGAACCCGGAGCUUUCAGCAACUUGUUCAACCUGAGGUCCCUGCAGCUUCGUAGCAACCAGCUGAAACUGAUCCCAACCGGGGUGUUCAGCAGACUGAGCAACUUAACCCGCCUGGAUCUCAGUGAGAACAAGCUGGUGAUUCUCCUGGAUUACAUGUUCCAGGAUUUGAGGAAUUUGAAACACCUGGAAGUUGGGGACAAUGAUCUUGUCUACAUUUCCCAGCGGGCCUUCAGUGGCUUGGUGAGUCUGGAGCAGCUCACCAUCGAGAAAUGCAACCUGACCUCGAUUUCUGCCGAAUCUUUGUCCUACCUGCAGAGCCUGAUCACACUCAGGCUGCGCCACCUCAGCAUCAGCUUUCUGGAAGAGCAGAACUUUCGGAAACUGUACAACUUGAAGGAGCUGGAGAUUGACUACUGGCCACUUCUUGACACCAUGACUCCCACAACCCUGUACGGCCUGAACCUCACGUUUCUCUCCAUCACUAGCACUAACCUUUCCAGUGUCCCCUCUGGGGCCUUCAGGAAUCUGAUCUAUCUCCAAUUGCUGAACCUGUCCUACAAUCCUAUCAGCAGCAUUGAAUCGGGCUCUUUCCGUGAUUUAAUCCGCCUCCAGCACUUGUACAUGGUCAGCACUAUGCUCGCCACCAUCGAGCCGCAUGCUUUCCUCGGCCUAAGGCAACUAAAAGUGCUGAACAUCUCCAACAACUUCUUGGUGACCCUGGAAGAAAGCGCUUUCCAGUCGGUGGCCACCCUGGCGGUGCUGCGUUUGGAUAGCAACCCACUGUCCUGUGACUGCCGCCUCCUGUGGCUCCUGCACAGGAGGAAGACGCUGAGUUUCGAGGGCAGCCAGCCGGUCUGUGCCUCCCCAGCAGAUAUCCAGGGCAGCGAGUUGAAAGACUUCGAGGACUCCGCCGUCCACAGCUAUUUCACCUGCCAAAAGCCCAAAAUCCGGGACAGGAAACCUCAGCGAGUCACCGCCGGGGAAGGGCAGACAGUCUAUUUCACUUGUAGGGCUGAUGGGGAACCAGCUCCUGUUAUCAUGUGGGUCUCUCCCCAGAGGAGGAUGAUCACCAGUAAAAGUAACGGCAGAAUAACCAUCCUGCCCGGUGGUACCCUGGAGAUCCGCUUUGUCCAAGUCCAUGACAGUGGCACUCACAUCUGCAUCGCGAGUAACGCCGGAGGCAACGAUACCUCAUUCGCUGUGCUGACUGUGAAGGGACGGCCAGCAGACGGUGCCCUGUAUGCUAACAGGACAGCAUACCUCACAGAGUUCAACGAGACUGCGUUCAAUGACACACAGGUGUUCCUGAAGUUCACACUUGACGUGAAAACCAUCCUGGUCUCCACAGCCAUGGGGUGCAUCACCUUCUUAGGGGUGGUGCUGUUCUGUUUCCUGCUCCUGUUUGUGUGGAGCCGAGGAAGGGGCCACCACAAAAACAAUUUCUCCGUUGAGUACUCCUUCCGCAAGGUCGAUGGCCCCACAGUCAGUGGCGGACAAGGAGGAGCCAGGAAAUUCAACAUGAAGAUGAUUUAAAUCACCUUAAUUCAACAUGAAACGGAGCCCGUGUGUAAACUAGGGGUGACAGUUUUUUUCAUGGUCAACAGAGAGAUUGUUUAACUCAUAUAAACCUGCUUAUCAUGUUAUAAUAAUAAGCAUAACUGAUACGGUGUGAAUUAAUCUUCAUUGAUGGCUCAAAUGAGAG
Messenger RNA from Hemiscyllium ocellatum (epaulette shark), 2014 nucleotides. Its product is annotated as leucine-rich repeat and immunoglobulin-like domain-containing nogo receptor-interacting protein 3. Gene Ontology annotation, cellular component: extracellular matrix. Gene Ontology annotation, molecular function: protein binding. The coding region runs from base 1 to 1845 and encodes 614 amino acids. The record is from RefSeq and is a predicted model, not a curated record. The transcript has a single exon. NCBI's taxonomy places the organism in Eukaryota, Metazoa, Chordata, Chondrichthyes, Orectolobiformes, Hemiscylliidae.